UCAUUUAAACAAAAGCAGCUUUUCGAGAAGAAUAUAAUCGCUAAACUAUAUUUUCAGCCAUAUUUUUAACGAAAAAAACUAUCGAACAAAGAAGUAGCAACAUCACACGAAAUAAAGAAACACAUCACUCAAGAAUAAAAUAUAAAAAAGAUAAAAGCGAAAAAGAUAAAAUGGAAUCCCUAAACCUUUGAUAGGUCCAAAAGCGUUAUCCAUAAUGGUAGCCAUAAUCUGGCAUUGCUGCACUGUUUUAACACUUUUAACUUUGCUGAGUCAGCUUUCCUGCCAACAGCUAGGACUGGAUCUAGCAGGCCCUAUUGGAAAAACGUUCGCAGACAAUAUGGCGGAACACUUGGCUACCGAACUAAAAGAAAUGACGAAGAAAUACACGAACUAUCAUAAAAUUUCUGAAGCAUUUUCAAAGUUAAACGUAGUAAAAAAGAAAAUAAGUGGAGAUGAACUGUUAAAUAAUUUUACACAGAGUGUGGAAGCACUGUUUGAUGAAAGGACUAAGGUAUUGCACGAAAUAAAAAGGAAUGCGGAGAAAUCUAAAGCGCGUAACACAAAUAAAAAUGUAGCAUUGUUUAACUAUUACAAUAUGAGAGAUAUUAAUCAGAAUGAUAAUGUAUCACUGAUAAUAGUGCCAACAUUUUCAAAAACGGUUCCAAUCAAUUUAACCGAUAGUUUUGUCCAAGUCCCAACGAAUAUAUACUCUGGUAAAGAAGAAGUGUUGUACACAGCCAAAUGGACGAAAGAAAUUGAUCCGACGUUCAAAGCGAAUUUUUAUAAUUUCAGUGAGAAGUUACUAUAUCAAUAUUAUGGAGAUUCUUCAGGCUUAUUUCGAAUAUAUCCCGGAAAUAAGAACGGCAAUGAUGGAAAAACGGAUUUAUUUGACUGCCGACGACGUAUCUGGUAUAUACAAGCUACAUCGAGUCCAAAAGAUGUCGUCAUUGUCAUAGAUACGUCGGGUUCAAUGAUUGGCAACAAUAUUGGUAUCGCAAAAAUUACGGCUGCGUCACUCAUCGAUACGUUACAAGAAAACGACUAUUUUAAUGUCAUUACAAUCAACAAAAAAGUGACGUACAUCAAACCAUGUCUAAAAUUUAUGGUACAAGCGACAAAAGAAAACAAAGAAAUCAUGAAAUACGCCCUUCAAAAGAUUGAAACGCCAACAGAUGUUGUUGAUAUCAAUUUAGGAAUGACGGAAGCGUUCGAUAUUUUAGAAUCAGGUACUUAUUAUAACCGAACAUACGCAGACUGCAACCAGGCUAUCAUGUUUAUUACCGACGGCGUCGAGGGAGAAUACGCUGGAGAAGAAGUUUUCGAAAAGCGAAACAAAAACAGAAAAGUUCGCGCUUUUGCUUACCUUGUCGGCCGGUACAAAAGUCCUGAUAAAAAGGCACUAAUAGACAUGGCUUGUAAGAACAGAGGUUAUUUUUAUUCGAUAGAAACACUUGGAAACGUGUGGGACACAGUUUUAGAAUACUUGAAAGUUUUCAGUCGACCUAUUGGUAGGGAGAAUUCGAAACAAAAACCAAGUUAUACUCCUGUGUACUUGGAUAGUACUGGUUUAGGUAUGGUAAUGAGCGUGUCGUUAGGUGUGUUUGAAGAAAAAGAAUUAAUCGGCGUGACAGGAACAGACAUAGUGUUAGCCUCAAUCCAAGAGAAGAUUCCGAGUGCUCAACUGGGUUUUUUUAGUCAUGUGUUUAUGAUAAAUAACAACGGUUUCGUCUUGGUUCAUCCGAAAUUCCGAGAUCAAACCGGAUAUCUUCCAGCACCACCAAACGUUUAUGUGGAUGAUUUAGAGCGAGGUGUUGACACAAAUCAGACAGAACUUUUGAAGGUGGACAUGAUCGAUCAGAAGACUGGGCAAGAGAGUUUUCCUACGUAUUGGAUAUAUGACGAAAAUAAAAAAAUUAUGACCACAGACACUAGCUAUUUUUUUACUGCAGUGAAUAAUACAGACUUUAGUGCUGCAGUCGCCAUUUUGAAACCUGAUGAGAACUAUUAUGAAAUUACGGACGCCGACGCUGAUAUAUGGAUGAUGAAAGGGAUCGAAGCGUUACAUUUACCGUUUAUCAACAAAACUGAGAAUUACACAGCAGAGAAUUACACUUACGUUCAAAUUUCACCAUGGAUGUUUUGCGCAUUCAAAACAGAAUCACAAAAUGAGCAACCGCGCAGCUUAAUGUAUUUCCCCACUGCGGAGGAGCUAUACGAUUUCAUUAAAUCCUAUGGAAAUAGUAAUGAUAUCGGUAGCAGCUGCGAUGGAACUCUUCUUAAAAAGCUCCUCACAACCGCUGGAAUUGUAACUGAUAUAGUUGAAACAUCGUGGCAACCAGAUAAUAUUGACAAGGAUAUCAUCGAAAGUUUAUUCGUAGCAACAAGUGGCGGUUACUCUAGGUAUAUAGCAUAUACCAACACCAGUAAGCCGUUUCAACGUGAUAUUUAUAAAGUUGGUAUUGUACAGAUGGCUGCAGCCAUGCCGGAUGUAAAUAUUGGUGUGACUGUACCGAAGAGGGAGGAGAAAGAUCUUAGCGAUGACCCUGUUUUUGCUACUAUAGCUGGUACAGCAAGAAUAGAUGGAAUGCUUGGUGCAGUGUCUGGAAUGAAAAUGUCAACAGAUAAUCUAUACCAAGCUCUACUGAAUGCAUCAGCAGUCGCCAAUAUUAAGUAUACCACUGAUAGAUUGGCAGUAAAAGUCUGUGCAGAUAACAACACACACGUAUGCGCAAUAUUGGACUAUAAUGGUUACAUCAUGCAAAGUAACCAGGGCAACAAAUACAUUGGAAAGUUUAUCGGUGAGGUAGUUGGGAAGCUAAUGGAGCAUUUAUCAAAUGAAAAUAUAUCUAUUUUUACGAAGAUUGUUUUGAAUGAUACUCAAGCUGAGUGUCCUAUACCAGACAAGUAUGACUCAGCAUCAAGUAUCUUGCUGACGCCAGCCAAAUUAAUGUUUAAUUUCGCUCAAUUAUUGCUUGGUUCACUUAGCUGGAUGACAACACAAGUGUAUUUUUCAUUGCUCUCAUUUACCAGACAUCAACACGUGCAUGGUCAAGAAGUCAAAAAGGUUAACGUCAGUUGCACAAAAGAAAUGCCGUUUUAUGUUUUCAACAAAACCAGAUGGGAGACGCAUCAGGAUAUAAGUAUUAACAAGAGGCAAUACAGACGCCAAAUAAAUUGCGCAAACUGUCUGCAGAAGUAUGCUUUAAGUCCGAUUAAAGAAACUAAUUUGAUAUUCUUUAUCGCAGACACUUGCCCUGAUUGUAGACAGUACAAGGUUAGGACCACUCCUAUCAAAAAGGAGGACCCGAGUAUAUGUACUGCAGCAGUUAAGUACCGCAGGAGACCUGAUAACUGUUUUAAUCAAACAGAAAAAGAUUUAAAAAGUGCAAAAUGUGGCAAAGCUAUUAUGGAGACACCGUCUUUGUUGUUAUUGGUUACGCUUCUACUAACGACAUUGCUAACAGCGAAUGGAAACGGAUAAGUAAAUUCAGGAAUGUCUCGAUUGUGAUACGCCUUUGAGUAGUCUUUGGGCGUAGCUUGGGCGGAUUUAAACUUUGCAAUAGCAGAGAUACAAUUUCACUCUGAAUGGUGUAUAUUCUUCAUAUGGAGGAAUACAAAACAAAGGUUCCACAAAGCGAACGCAGUAACAAAACCGCGUUCAUGUUUUAAUAUCAACAAAUGGAAAAGUGUGUUAUUUUCUUUAAAAUAGUUAGUGUAAAAUAACUGUUACUUUUUUAAUAAAUUUUCGGUGAAAACUUAAA
Messenger RNA from Hydractinia symbiolongicarpus, 3761 nucleotides. RefSeq names its product voltage-dependent calcium channel subunit alpha-2/delta-4-like. The record is from RefSeq and is a predicted model, not a curated record. NCBI's taxonomy places the organism in Eukaryota, Metazoa, Cnidaria, Hydrozoa, Anthoathecata, Hydractiniidae. Gene Ontology annotation, molecular function: voltage-gated calcium channel activity. The transcript is spliced from 6 exons. The coding region runs from base 215 to 3481 and encodes 1088 amino acids. Gene Ontology annotation, cellular component: voltage-gated calcium channel complex.